This is a messenger RNA of Notodromas monacha, 1024 nucleotides long. The record is from the annotation of a GenBank genome assembly. NCBI's taxonomy places the organism in Eukaryota, Metazoa, Arthropoda, Ostracoda, Podocopida, Cyprididae.
AUGUAUUACAGAAGUUUUCCUUUGCAAGGGUCGGUUGUAUUUUGUGAAUGUGUGGCGAGUGAUUCGAUGCCUUAAAAUGACGGGCGAUUCAAAUAAAACUGCUGACGCUUCGGGAAGCAACAGCAAAUCAUGGAGCUACGAUUCGCUCUUCAAAAAGCUGGAUUUCCGGAAUUCCGGGAAGAUCAAUAUCGAAGAUAUUCAGAAGGGUUCUCGAAACAUCGGCCUUCCCGUGGAUGAAUCCGAGGCCUCGGUUCUUGUGAACCUGGGUGACAAAGAUGCCUCAGGAGACGUGGACAGGGAAGAGUUUGUGCAAUACAUGACGAAACAUGAGCAACAAUUGAAAAAGGCUUUCGACACCCUGGAUACCAACCACGAUGGCAGAAUUGAUUUGGUGGAAAUUCGAGGUGGAUUCGAAGCAUCCGGCAUGUCGUUGGCUGAAGGCGAAGCGAGUGAUUUGAUGUCCAGGGUGGACAGUGACGGAAGCAACGAUAUAAGCUUUGCUGAGUGGCGGAAGUUCCUGCUUUUCCAUCCCAAGGAUGACAUAAAAUCCAUUUUGGCUUACUGGUCCCAUCGACCGGUCUUGGACAUGGGAGAUGAUCUUGGCAUACCGGAGGACUUCACUGAAAACGAACUGAAGUCCGGUUUGUGGUGGAGGCAUCUGGUUGCUGGAGGUAUCGCAGGUGCCGUCUCGAGGACGUCCACUGCGCCAUUGGAUCGCAUAAAAGUUUUCCUUCAGGUUCAUGGAUUGAAGCGUUUCGGCGGCUUGAAGGGUUGCCUGAGCCACAUGAUUUCCGAAGGAGGGUUUCGGAGCCUGUGGCGAGGCAACGGAGUCAAUAUUUUGAAAAUUGCCCCGGAAUCUGCUUUCAAAUUCAUGGGAUACGAGCAGGUCAAGCGUAUGAUCCGAUCCGGCGACAAUCCCGGGGAAGUUCGAGUUAGCGAGAGGUUCAUCGCCGGCUCUUGCGCCGGUGCCUUCUCGCAGUCUCUGAUAUAUCCGCUUGAGGUACGGAGCUUUUAUUGUUUUUUG